GGCCGCGGCGCGCCCUAGUGCCCCCAGCGACGGCGCCAUGGAGCGGCCGGCACCUCUGGCCGUGCUGCCCUUCUCGGACCCCGCGCACGCGCUGAGCCUGCUGCGCGGCCUGAGUCAGCUCCGCGCCGAGCGCAAGUUCCUGGACGUGACGCUGGAGGCGGCGGGCGGGCGCGACUUCCCCGCGCACCGCGCCGUGCUGGCGGCCGCCAGCCCCUACUUCCGCGCCAUGUUCGCGGGGCAGCUGCGCGAGAGCCGCGCGGAGCGGGUGCGCCUGCACGGCGUGCCGCCCGACAUGCUGCAGCUGCUGCUCGACUUCAGCUACACGGGCCGCGUGGCGGUGAGCGGCGACAACGCCGAGCCGCUGCUGCGAGCUGCCGACCUGCUGCAGUUCCCGGCGGUGAAGGAGGCGUGCGGCGCCUUCCUGCAGCAGCAGCUCGACCUGGCCAACUGCCUGGACAUGCAGGACUUCGCCGAGGCCUUCAGCUGCGCGGGGCUGGCGAGCGCGGCGCAGCGCUUCAUCCUGCGCCACGUGGGCGAGCUGGGCCCGGAGCAGCUGGAGCGCCUGCCGCUGGCGCGUCUGCUGCGCUACCUGCGCGACGACGGGCUGUGCGUCCCCAAGGAGGAGGCCGCCUACCAGCUGGCGCUGCGCUGGGUGCGCGCGGACCCGCCGCGCCGCGCCGCGCACUGGCCGCAGCUGCUCGAGGCCGUGCGCCUGCCCUUCGUGCGCCGCUUCUACCUGCUGGCUCACGUCGAGGCCGAGCCGCUGGUGGCGCGCUGCCCGCCCUGCCUGCGCCUGCUGCGCGAGGCGCGCGACUUCCAGGCGGCGCGCUACGACCGCCACGACCGCGGGCCCUGCCCCCGCAUGCGCCCGCGCCCCUCCACCGGCCUCGCCGAGAUCCUCGUGCUCGUGGGCGGCUGCGACCAGGACUGCGACGAGUUGGUCACUGUCGACUGCUACAACCCGCAGACGGGCCAGUGGCGCUACCUGGCCGAGUUCCCCGACCACCUGGGCGGGGGCUACAGCAUCGUGGCGCUGGGCAACGACAUCUACGUGACGGGUGGGUCUGAUGGCUCCCGGCUCUACGACUGCGUGUGGAGGUACAACUCCAGCGUGAACGAGUGGACGGAGGUGGCGCCCAUGCUGAAGGCCCGCGAGUACCACAGUUCGUCCGUGCUGGAUGGGCUGUUGUACGUGGUGGCCGCGGACAGCACGGAGCGCUACGACCACACCACGGACUCCUGGGAGGCCCUGCAGCCCAUGACCUACCCCAUGGACAAUUGCUCCACCACCGCGUGCCGUGGCCGCCUCUAUGCCAUCGGCUCCCUGGCCGGCAAGGAGACCAUGGUGAUGCAGUGUUACCACCCGGACACGGACCUGUGGUCGCUGGUGGACUGUGGCCAGCUCCCGCCCUGGUCCUUUGCCCCCAAGACCGUGACUCUGAACGGACUCAUGUACUUCAUCAGGGACGAUUCUGCGGAGGUGGACGUGUAUAACCCCACGAAGAACGAAUGGGACAAGAUCCCAUCUAUGAAUCAGGUGCACGUCGGGGGCAGCCUGGCUGUCCUUGGAGGGAAGCUCUACGUCUCAGGCGGUUACGACAAUACGUUUGAACUCUCGGACGUGGUGGAGGCCUAUGACCCAGAGACCCGGGCCUGGAGCGUCGUGGGGCGGCUCCCGGAGCCCACGUUCUGGCACGGCAGCGUCAGCAUCUUCCGCCAGUUCAUGCCCCAGGUGCCCCCGGGUGGCCGUGGCUUUGAGCUGGACAGCGGCAGCAGUGACGCAGAUGUGGUGCGGCCCCGGCUGCCGCAGAGCCCCGACGAGCUGCACUAGCCCUGGCCCGGCCCGGGGAGGGCCUCGGCACAGGUACUGCGACACGGCUGCGGCGGGGGGCGGUGAGCCCCCACCUCCGCGCACCAGGACGGGGUGGGUUCAGCGGGUGCAGCCUGGGCUCGGGCUGUGGAGUGAGCCUGAGGGUCUGACCCCGGAGACUUCCUGUGCUCAGAGAGCCUGAUACGCAGCUGCGACCACGACCAGUGGCCGACGCCCCUCCCUGGGUCCAGGAAGA
Molecule: messenger RNA, 2066 nt
Organism: Lontra canadensis (Northern American river otter)
Lineage: Eukaryota; Metazoa; Chordata; Mammalia; Carnivora; Mustelidae
Gene: KLHL21
Product: kelch like family member 21
Exons: 4
Coding region: 38-1831 (597 amino acids)
Biological process (GO): protein ubiquitination
Molecular function (GO): protein binding
Source: RefSeq, a predicted model, not a curated record